GUCCAUGGAGCCAGCAGUACUCAGCCGCGCGCCCACCGCGGACGCGCGUAACUGAGCAGGCGCGGCUGCGCGUGCCCUCGUCGUGACCGCGCGUGGCUGUGCAUGGCUGCUUUUUUUUUUCUGCCUUUAACGCGUUUCCUCAAAGUUCUCUUUCAGCCCCGCUGACAGUCUGUCUGCGCUACCAGGAGCCUGCCAGGGCGGGUAAUGCACAGUUAUGAAACAAGCUUUAUUAUUCACGGCGUCGGCAGAGCAGGUGUGACGAAAGCGGAAGUGACGUUUAAGACCACAGAGCUCUGCGAUGGAAGGCUCCGGUAAGAUGGCGCCGUCCAUGCUGCCAGCACGCUUUACUCUUCACACACACACCUCGUAUUAUAACUGCAAACAUUAAUAUACAUAUAAUAUAACUCUAAACUUUAAUAUAAAGCUACAGCUUAUCUCAUUAUAAGCUCCUGCUCGUUAGCUGUGAAUUAUGGCAAAUUAAGAUCUGAAUUAUACAGUUGUGGCAAAAUAUUUUUUCUGCAGGAAAAAUAAUCUCUAAUAAGGCUGUGGGAGCAGCUUGGCCGUUUCAGUCUGAAUUGUGUUACUCUGAUUUCAAUGUGAUAUGAUUUGGAGUGUGGUAAAUAGCCCAGCAAGUUCAUAUAUUGGGUUUUAGGAGCUGGAUAAAAAGUCUGUGUUGCAGGUAUCUCGCCCUGAGUUAUCUACAACAUUAUAUGAACACCUCUGAUAGUGAGCUACAUGGGGUCCUUUCUAAACAGUACAUCACCAGUAUCCUACAGUGGGGAGUGAAUAUUGGCUUUAGUGAUGGUGUUGCACUCCUGGAAUUGCUAUCUCAGAGUCUCUUGAAUAAUUUGUAUUAUAUGAGUGGAUUGCUCAUUCUGGUCAAUAUGAUUAAAGGACCACUAUAGUGCCAGGAAAACAUACUCGUUUUCCUAGCUCUAUAGGGUCUCAGGGUCCCCCUCCUGCCGGGCUCUAGGGUGAGGAAGGGGUUAAUCCCUUACCUUUUUUCCAGCGCUGGGGACUCUCAUCCUCCUUUCCCGUCAUCGGCUGAAUGCGCAUGCGCGCACAUUCAGCCAAUCUAUAGGAAAGCAUUCUCAAUGCUUUCCUAUGGACACUGGCGUCUUCUCACUGUGAAAAUCACAGUGAGAAGCCCUUCUAGUGGCUGUCAGUGAGACAGCUGCUAGAGGCUGGAUUAACCCAUUUGUAAGCAUAGCAAUUUCUCUGAAACUAUUUUUACAGCAGAAAGGGUUAAUCCUAGAGGGACUUGGCACCCAGACCACUUCAUUAAGCUGAAGUGGUCUGGGUGCCUGUAGUGGUCCUUUAACCUAAACAAGUGGUAAUUUAAAGGCAGCUACUAAUCUAAAGAUCUUAACCAAUUGACACCUGCACCAUAAAAGAAUGUUGUGUUUCACAUAAGCGUUGCACAUUUGUUCAGCUACCUUUACUCCAUCAAACCUUACUACAUUUCAACUCUAUAAUGAUAUUACUUGUUUGUCAAACGUGUGUUGUACCUUUUUUCAACUAAAAUAAUUGUCAAAUUAAAAUAAAAAGUGCUGCUAUAGCAUGGCUUUCAUAACCUGUGCGUUUACAAUCAAUAAGGCAGGCAGUUCCCUUUUGGAUUUCGCCUUGCUCACUGGUUAUCACAUGCAGUAUGUGGAUUCUGUAAACUGUAGGGCAUACUUUAUUCUUUUUCUUUUUAAUUGCUGGCCAUCAUGUAGAAGUGAUACAUGUCCAGAACAUUUUUUGUAAAUCUGCAAACAGUAGUGGUGAAUAUUUUAAUGUAAGCUAUUGGUGUCCUACUCAUGUAUUACUCUAAAAUGGAGAUUUCCCCUUAAAGUGUAACCGUCGCUUUUGGUUUUCAUUGUAUGUUUCGCAAGGAUCCCUGAUGUUCACAUCUCUGCCUAGAGUGCAGUGGAAGGUGGUUAUACUUAACUGAAGCUGUCCAUCCCAGUAGCUGAUGUCUUCUCCCUGGACAAAUACUGGUGCUUUACUGGAGCUGUGUUAGUACUCCACUCAUGGGCAUGUGUGAGUACAAUGCUGAGGUCUAUGGAAGAUCCUGCAGAGCUUCCCUAGAUAAGAUCUCUUGAUACCUGAUUCUCUCAAAAAUUGACGUUGAAGCUCUGUCUUUUGUCAUCCUCAGGCUUUACCUUAGAGCAGGGGUUCCCAAUUAAUUUUUCCCGUGGAACCUCAAAAAAAAUUUGGCACAGUAGCGCAUAUAGUAAACAUAUAGUAGUACUUAGGAGCAGGUGUGCUUUUGUGUGUACAGUUGGUGAUUGUAUAUAAUAGCAUUUUGAUACAGGGGUGUGUUUGUAAUGUUUGCAUUUGUGUGCAGGGGUGUGCUUGGAUGUAGUGUUAGCUUUCAAAUGCGGAUGUACAUUUGUGUGUAGUGUUAGUGUUUGAGUAUUUGAGUGAAGGGUGUGUUUGUAUAUAAAUUAAAAUUUUGUAUGUGAUGUUUGUGUUUGCAUUUUGUGUUGGUGUUUGAUUCCUGGGAUGUAUGCACAUAUACUGCCACGUACAUACACACAGACACACAUAAAAAUGUUGACACAGACACAAAGAUACACACCUUGACACAUGCACAGAGCUUGACACACAGACGCACACCAAUACACACUGACAUACACACACUCUCAGAUACACAAACCUUGACACACAGAUACACACACUCAUGCGCACAUUGGCAUAUGCACAAACCUUGACCAACAGAUACAAACAAUGGCACAUACACACGCACACACCCUGACAUACAGAUACACACACUCAGAUACAGAUACUGGCACAUACACACACCCAGACACACAUGUACACAGUGACACACACAUACACAUUGGCACAUGAAUACACACUGGCACAUACACACACAAUCUGACAUAAAUCAGAGACACCCUCCUGUUAACUUACACUGUGGUCCUGGUGAUGUUGGCUGAGGCUGAUGGGAGUGAGCUGCUACAUGCUCACUCCAGUCUUUCCUCUGCCAUGCAUGCUGCUCCCUUUCUGGGCUGCCGUCUCCAGCCCUUUUCUCUCUCCCUCCCUACUGCGCAGCAGCAACUCUGUGAAGCUGGGAUGAAGUGCUGUCGCUUCCUCACAGCCAGUCGAUAUUACAGGAGCCCGGUCAUGCUCAUAAAGCGCCACGGCACCCGACCAGGCCCCUGUUAAGAGAUCAAAUCGCGGUGGCCGUUUUGUUUGGCAAAAUUACGGCGGAACCCCACUUGUGUUCUUGCUGAACACCAAUUGGGAAACGCUGCCUUAGACUGUUACUCUUGUCUGUGUCUUAUAAUAUCUUUGGAUUGCGUUGCAAUGUAAAUUAAUUUCAGUCAUUAUGAGAAUUUCAUAAAGAUUAUAUCACUCUUAAGCAACAAUACUCCAGGCAUCGUGACCACUACAGUGCACUAUAGUUGUUAUGGUUCCAGGAGUGCCCUGGCACUACCCCAGGGUAAGUAGUCAAACGGUUUGCCAAAUUACCUGGGCAAUUACCUGGGGUCUACUCGCACCAGUUUCUGUUUCUAGAAAAUCUAGAAGCUUCAAAAAGGAGCUUCCAUUAGCCACCCCUGAGCUAAGUGUAUAGCAGGGUCUUGGAAAGCUAGAAACUUCAAGAAGGAGCUUGCAUUAGCCCCCCUCCCUGAGCAAAGUCUGUAGCGGGAUCUUAUACUGAGAGUGUCAGCCGAGUCCUCUGAGCCAAUGAGCUAAGCCCUGCACUACCGGCUCAGAGUAGAGAGAUGACCGUGGCCCAGUGGACACCAGGUAUUUACAAACAAUUUGACUGAUAAGCUGAAGAUGGCAAACGAUUCUCGAUGGACAGUUAGAUGCGUUUGCGCCAGUAGUCCCCAACUCUUCUCUGUGAAAAGCAUCUGAAUUGUAAAAGAUUCUCAAUUCUAAUGCUCUCACUGUUACCACACAGACUGCAGACAAAAUGUAGCUAUCAGGUUUGCUAAAAAAAAACCCGGAUAUUACAGAAACCUCUUUAAUGCCAAUUAAAGGGCUUUAUUUUAACUAUACAUCAGGGGUAGUGAAAAGUUAUAUUUCCAUUCAUUGUAAAAGUGUCCCUUCAUCAGGCCGUGCCAGCGUUAAUACUUUCAAAGCCUGGUGGCAGUCGUAUUUCAACUGCAGCUGGAGAUCAACCUUUUGGCCAGUGUUUCUAAACACUGAGCUUUCUACAAGUUUUUAAUUGUGUAUAUUUUGUGUUUAUUCUAAUAUUUAACAGUAGGUGGCACUCAAGGACUUUUGUCCUGCGUAAAGGAAUAUAGUGGCAGAUAUUUAAAAGAAAAUGAGCCAUGUCUUCAAGUCUCUUCAGUAUUCGUUAUCUAAGCAGCAUGUGAACUCUGUAUGUUUAAUGUUAUUGCUGUAGAGAACUCUGCGUGGGAAGUGAAGUCUCCCUAAAAGUGACUCUCCAAACAACGUUACCAGUCAGCUCAUUGUAGUGUUUUGGGUGCUAGAAAACUAUGGGUAUAUCCCUCCAGAUUUGUAAAACAGUUAUGUAAGGAAUAUUCUUGCUUUAUAAAUAAAUGCCUUUUUUACAUUUUAUUUUUUUAAAUAAUGCUGGAGUGUUAAAGAGUCUCCUAUGCCCCUUCCCCAAUACCUGCAAAUAAAGUGUUGAUUUAGCUCUAAUCCACAGACAGAAGGUCUGUUGCUGCAGCUCUGCUUUACCCGCUGUGAGAUUAUCAAGCCCUGCAGAGAAGCCAUUGGAUGCAGGGUGCAUGCGCAGAAAUUGCCGCACUGUGCCUGUAGUGCUUGUCAUUGUCACAUGCUACUUUAAAAAUACAGUGGGUAUCCUUGUUCAGUUCUGGGAUCCACCAACUAAGGUUAUAAAAUGACCAAUCUUUCCAACAUUUUAGGCUUGAUUAAUAGGAAACCUAAAUACCAUAACCACUACAUCUCAUUGUAGUGGUUAUGGUACUGUAAUUCUAGGACCAUUAUCCCAUUGUUUUGUUGUUUGUUUUUUCAAAUUAGUUUGGAACGGCAAGCAGUGUUCUCAGCCUCUGAUUAACGUCCAGGUUGCAUGAUGCCACACAUAAUUAUGAAGAAGUGUAAUUAGCACAUUAUCAAUAUGGAGGUAUUUGGCUAUUGGUGCUUGGGAGCUCCCUUUUUUUAAUUUUUUAAACCUAAAAAACUGAGAGACUGUAGCAAUUGACUAAUGGCACCAUAACCAAUACAAUGAGCUUUAUUGGUAAUGGUGCUUAGGAUGUUACUGGGUUGUUUUUUUUUGUCAUUUAAUUUUUUGCGUUAUGCAUAUAAUGCAUGACAAGGAAAACCAGCAUGUGACACAGAAUUUGGCUGAGUAAUAAAAACCGUAUGAUCUAGGCCUAGGUGGUAGAGUUGAACAUCUCGUUUCAUAAUGGGUAAAGAGUAAACAGGUUUACAAGUGUAUCAGCAAAUAGGAGACAGGAGGACACCCCGGAGAGAGACAUAAAAAAAACCCAAAGCAACACUGGAGUUGAUGCUAGCCGACAACACAACAUGCAGUCUGCUUCCAAAUCUACCGGAUGAUUCUUUGCAAGAUUCUUUGGGAGUCUGUGAUUGGACAGCCAGAGUAAGUCCGGGGGAGUUUGGAAGGGGGGUUAUUGCAAAGUUUGCAGACAAGAGAGCCUCAGCUUUUGCAAGCUGCCCCAAUGAAAAAAAAUGCAUAACUAAAUGCAUGCAUGUCUUCUAAACAGUGAUUUUUUACAAUUUAUUUGGGCAGCUUAUUACACCUUGUAGUCAGCACAGAGAGUGGAAAAGGAACAGAGGCAAUGUUUCAGCUUCCUCUCCCUUAUAAUACGUGACCAGGACUUAUCUGGAUUGUGACAUCAAUUGUUAACUCUUUUAACCCACAUUUAAAGGGGGACUGUUGCUUUUGUGGACUUUACACCAGUGACGGAAAAACUGGAAUUCACCUGUAAUUUAUGUUGACCUUAUUUUCAAGAGUUGCUUUAUUCAUUAAAUUCAUUUAAAAGGAUUAGCAAGUUACAUCAUAAUCCUUUUCACAUAUACCUCAUCAGUGUAUCUUUUCCAUACAUUUUUCUGAAUGGGUAACUAGUGAUAAGCUGAGAGCAUUGGCUUCUUGAUUGAAACCUCGGAGGGGUAGAUCGAUCAGAUGCUGUCUUCCAGACUUUGGAGUUAAAUAGCUUGUUAUUGUUUUUACCCAUUAAGAGAUAUCCUUGCACCAUAACAACUAUGAUUAAAGGGACACUAUAGGCACCUAGACCACUUCAUCUCAUUGAAGUGAUCUGGGUGCAAUGCCCCUGUCUUCCUUAGUCCUGUAAUGUAAAUCAUUUCUGUUUUAGAGAAAAUGCAAUGAUUACCUUGCAGGACUAAGAAUGCUCGCUAGGUGACUUUUGGUCACCUGGAGCCAGUGUCAGAGAAAACCUCAUUGGAAAGCUUUGCAUCAGGUGACGGAGUGCCAACCCAGCGCCGAGAGAUAUUGGCACUGUAAUCGGGUAAGUACAGUAAGGCUUAACCCUUAUUCUGACUGGAAAGGGGAGUGGAGGGCAGAGGGAAGUAUAGUGUAAGGACUACAGCUUUGUAUUCUUUACACUAUGGCCUCUCUUUAAGUUGUUAUGAUGACCAGAGAGUCCCUUUAAUUAGCAUUACACAAGUCUCUUAACAUCUGCCACUUUAAAUAUUGAAAUUUCUCUAUAUCUGACCCCUACAGGAGACAAGCAUGUGUUCCAGUGCCCAUUGAAUUUUGAACCGGUUGCAGAUUAUGAUGGAGCAGAAAUCAAUGAACCUGACACGGAGGUGUGGUUAAUUAAGGCUCCAUCCGAUUUUACACCUGAAAGGUAAUCAAUGCGUGCUUUACCCUUUAAACCAAUAGCAAUUCUUAUUACUUAUAUCCCUGUUCCGUUUCUGUAUAGUGGCUGCAUUGGCUUAUCAUGUGAUAUUCCUGCGUGACUGUGUUGGUGUAAAUUCUACGUGAUUCAGUCCAUGCUUUAAAUGAUUGCAUCCCUGAAUAUAUCUAGUGUGUGCUGUUUAUUCACCCACUGAUUCUAAAAGGAGCCUGCUGUGCUGUUUUAUGGUUUACAAAAUUCUAUCCAUUUUUCCUUCUUAGCUUCAAUUCUCACCGCCUCCCACUCUCUGGCUACAAGACGCAGAAGGUGAAGGUUGAAGGCAUCCGUAAAUUGUACCACGUCCAAGCCACCCAUGGUGCCAGUGCCCCUUGCCGCGCUUUCCUUCCCCAAGAUGUAGAUGCUGGACUGAAAUUUGCUUGCGCCCCUCCUUUCCAGGGUAUCAUAACAGUUGCAGAAGCCCAUGCAGACUCUACGGCCCUUCAUCCUAUCCCUGAUAGGCCUUCUUUAAAAAUGCCCCAAAACCUAAAGCAACGAUAUCACCCCUUUGGAGCGGAUUCUCCAAUAACGAGGCAAAUAUCCGAGGGACAGUUUGCAGCAACACCCAUUAAAAAAAAGAAGAAAUCCAAAAAGCGCAAGCUGGAGGAGGCAACAGUGUAACAAUGGGACAUUAAUAGUGGGUACCGUUAAAAUUGAUCAGCUGCCUUGUAUUAUCCUGAACAAUAUGUAAAUAAAAUCAGCUCUGUCACCAAACUUUUAAAACAUAUUGGCUUAGUCUUAAUUUAUGCAUCUCUUAGUUUUAACAUGGCUUAUUUUUUAACUUCAGAUGGCAAAUAAUUAUUUCUUUAUAUUCAUUAAGGGUAGAGGAUGGAUGUCCCAGUGUAAUUAUGAGUUGAUAUGUUUGUCUGGUAUUUGUAUUUUUGGAUUAGGACUCCAAAAGUAUCAAAAUACUACAAUGUUGCCAGUUUUUACUCUUGCUCCUUGGCCUGGAUUCCCUCUGAGUCCCACUCUGUUUCAUGCUGUCCCUGUCUACCAACUCUCCUUGUUUUUUCUUUUUAGUAGUUGCUGUUUGUGUCUGGAUAUUAUAAGACAACUGAAAUCACCCUGACUACAUCAUCUCAAUGAAGUGCUGUAGUUUUUACCAUUUAUUGUAAGACACUGCCGUUUUGUAAAGAGAGCAUUGUUGUUGUUUAGUCGUUCAGUCGUGUCCGACUCUCCGUGACCAUGUGGACCCUAGCACGCCAGGUACAUCUCUCAGUCACUGCCCAUUCUGAGCUCCAACAACUUUAUGUUAGUUGCUUCAGUGACCUCAUCUAUUCAUCUCAGUCUCUGUCGUCCCCUUCUUCGUGUGCCUUCAAUCUUUCCCAGCAUUAGAGUCUUCUCUAGAGAAUUCUGCCUUCUCAUUAUAUGGCCAAAAUAUUUGAGCUUCAGCCUCAUGACCAGUGAACAGUGAAAGAGAGCAUAGUCAAUAUUAAAGCACAGGCUGACAGUGGGAUAUACCUUCAUGUUGCCACUCACUUGGGAUGGCACUAUUCUCAUUCAGAAGAUAGUUCAAGCAAAUGUGUGGGCACACACAAAAUGUAUCCAAUGCAAACUUUAUAAGACAGAGAAGUUGUGAGCAUCUGCAUUGUAUUAACUCUGUGUGUG
Messenger RNA from Pelobates cultripes (western spadefoot toad), 8405 nucleotides. NCBI's taxonomy places the organism in Eukaryota, Metazoa, Chordata, Amphibia, Anura, Pelobatidae. The record is from the annotation of a GenBank genome assembly.